Molecule: messenger RNA, 2466 nt
Organism: Camponotus floridanus (Florida carpenter ant)
Lineage: Eukaryota; Metazoa; Arthropoda; Insecta; Hymenoptera; Formicidae
Gene: Mcm7
Product: DNA replication licensing factor Mcm7
Exons: 10
Coding region: 104-2281 (725 amino acids)
Biological process (GO): DNA replication initiation; DNA replication; DNA strand elongation involved in DNA replication
Cellular component (GO): MCM complex; nucleus
Molecular function (GO): ATP hydrolysis activity; single-stranded DNA binding; single-stranded DNA helicase activity
Source: RefSeq, a predicted model, not a curated record
GAAAGGGAGGCAAGCCAGAGAAGUCUUAUUUAACCGUAAUAUUUGUUGAAAACAAGAAUAUCCACUGAUUUCAGUUAAAAUUGUAUAUUAAAAUUCGUGAAAUAUGGCAAAUAAAGUAGCGAGAGAUUACACUAAAGAUAGAGAACAAUUCAAGACUUUCUUCUUGGAAUUUGUGGCAAUAGAUGAUAAGACAGAUAUUAAGACCUUCAAAUAUAGACAGCAGCUUACCAAGAUAGCUCACAGAGAACAAAUUAGCUUUGAGAUCGAUUUGGAUGAUGUACAAUCGUUUGAUGAAGAACUAGCCACAUCUGUUGCUAAUAAUACACGAAGAUAUACUAAUUUAGUUUUGGACUUGGUUCAAGAAAUGUUACCUGAUUUCAAAGAAAGAGUUGUCUUACCUAAAGAUUCAUUGGAUAUUUAUCUGGAGCAUCGAUUAUUAAUACAAGCUCGCACUAGGCAACCGGGUGAAGCUCAAGAUGCCAGAACUAAAUAUGCUCCUGAAUUAAUGCGUCGUUUUGAAGUGUAUUUUAAAGAUUUCUCCGAUUCAAAGGCAUAUUCAGUAAGAGAUAUUAAGGCAGACAAAAUUGGGAAAUUGGUGACAGUUAGAGGCAUUGUUACUAAAACUACUGAAGUUAAGCCAAUGAUUGUUGUAGCAACAUAUACAUGUGAUGAAUGUGGUUCGGAAGUGAGCCAACCGGUACAUUCCUUAAGCUUCAUGCCAUUACGGACAUGUCCGAGUGAGGGAUGUCGCGUGAACAAAUCUGGUGGCAGAUUAUACUUGCAGACAAAAGGUUCGAAGUUUAUUAAAUUUCAAGAGUUAAAAUUGCAGGAACAUAGCGAACAAGUUCCAGUUGGCCAUAUACCACGAUCUUUAACUAUCUUCUGCCGAGGCGAAACGACGAGAAAUUGCUUGCCUGGUGAUCAUAUUAUCGUUACUGGUGUGUUUCUGCCAUUUUUGAAAACAGGUUUCAAUGCUAGAUCAGGACCUGCACUUUCUAGUGAGACUUAUUUAGACGCCCAUAAAAUAGUAUGUCUGAAUAACGUAGAUACGGUAGAUGAUAGUAAUGCCGAAUUGACUGAUCAGGAAUUAAGUUUGCUGAUGCAAGAUGAUUUUUACAACAAAUUGGCUUGUUCCUUAGCUCCGGAAAUUUACGGGCUCGAAGAUGUGAAAAAGGCAUUACUUUUACUUCUCGUUGGUGGAACGGACAAGAAGAAAGGCGACAUUAAAAUUCGAGGUAAUAUCAAUAUCUGUUUGAUGGGAGAUCCCGGUGUAGCAAAAUCGCAAUUAUUAUCCUACAUCACGCGAUUGGCUCCAAGAUCACAGUAUACUACAGGACGAGGCUCGUCCGGUGUAGGUUUGACCGCUGCAAUCAUGAAGGAUCCUUUAACCGGUCAAAUGGUAUUGGAGGGCGGAGCUUUGGUAUUGGCGGAUCAAGGGGUUUGUUGCAUCGACGAAUUUGAUAAGAUGGCAGACGCAGAUAGAACGGCGAUUCAUGAGGUGAUGGAGCAACAGACUAUAUCUAUUGCCAAAGCCGGCAUAAUGGCUCGUUUGAACGCUAGAGUAUCCAUAUUGGCUGCUGCCAAUCCGGCGUACGGCAGAUACAAUCCACAGAGAUCAGUGGAACAAAAUAUCCAAUUGCCUGCCGCGUUAUUAUCGCGAUUUGAUUUAUUGUGGCUUAUUCAGGAUCGCGCAGACCGAGGUAACGAUCUUAAAUUAGCACAACACAUCACAUAUGUGCAUCAACAUUGCUCGCAACCUCCGACUGAAACGGAAGCUAUAGAUAUGAAAUUAAUAAGAAAAUACAUAAAUUUGUGUAAGACAAAAGAACCUGUUAUAUCAGAAGAAUUAACGGAAUAUAUUGUAGAUUCUUAUGUGGAAAUGCGAAAGGAAGCGCGUAACAGCCACGACAAAACGUUUACUUCCGCUCGUAAUCUGUUAGCUAUCCUUCGAUUGUCGACGGCAUUAGCACGAUUGCGAUUAUCGAACGUGGUCGACAAGGACGAUAUUGCAGAAGCGAACAGAUUGGUAGAGAUGUCCAAGCAUUCAAUCAACUAUUCCGAACAACGCACAAAUAACACGCAACAGAACCCGAUCAAUAGAAUUUUCCAUUUGAUACGAGAACUUGCCGGCGAUAAGAAGACAGUCAAAGUAUCGGACAUUUUAGAGCGAUGUACGAGCAAGGGAUUUAAACCCGAUCCCGUGUACAAAUGCAUCGAAGAGUACGAGGCAUUGAACGUGUGGCAGGUCAAUCAGACCAGAAGAUUGAUCACUUUUAUAUAACUUUGUGCUUAAAGACACAAUAUCCUUCGCAGAAUCUGAUGUACCUCUUUUUCCUAUAUCCUGAAAGGUAUUUCGACAAUAAAUAACUAAUAUUUAUUUGUUUAAGAGAAUUCCUACAUACUUAUAUUAAAAUUACAUGUAUCCUGAAAGAUAUCCCGACAAUAAAUGAUUAAUAUACGCGUGUA